Messenger RNA from Arachis duranensis, 453 nucleotides. RefSeq lists its product as uncharacterized. The transcript has a single exon. The record is from RefSeq and is a predicted model, not a curated record. Gene Ontology annotation, molecular function: nucleic acid binding; zinc ion binding. Bases 1 to 453 code for a protein of 150 amino acids. NCBI's taxonomy places the organism in Eukaryota, Viridiplantae, Streptophyta, Magnoliopsida, Fabales, Fabaceae.
AUGAAUGAUUUGAUUAAAAUCACCUAUGAUGAGCUGAGAGGCAAGCUGCUGGCUUAUGAAACCACUCACAUGUCUCAAAAUAAAGAUGACAAAAAGAAAAGUAUAGCACUAAAAUCAAGGAUGGCAGCCCAAGGAGAAGAAUCUGAUGACAGUUUCUCAGAUGAAGAAAUGGUGCUCUUUGCAAGAAAAAUGAGAAGACUACUAAGAUACAAAAGCAAAGGCAAAGGAAGCUCUUCAUCCAAAGACGUCAAGAAAGAUCAAGCCAAGUUCACAUGCCAUCACUACAAGGAACCUGGUCACUUCAAGUCAGAUUGCCCUCAACUUAAGAAAGGCAAAAAAUCUCAACUUAAGAAAGGCAAAAAAUCCAAGAAAGACAAAAAGAAGGUAAUGAUGGCAACAUGGGAGGACUUGGAGAACGACACCAGCUCAGAGAGCUCAGAUCAAGAAGCUUAA